UUGUCCACACCUCCUCAGAUGACGUUGGCGCGAGCGGUGAACCCACGAGGUGUUUGCAAUAUUUGUCUUGACUUUUCAGUCUUUAAAUCCAAUACACCGCUUAUCUUAGCACAUCAGACUGAUCGGACCUCCAGAGCACACGAAUAGCCUCCUCUUGUGCUCUGUGCUGGGUUGUAUUCUACAGUCUGUGGUUGUAUUGCAGUCGCAGGAUGCUGAGCCCGAAGCUGCUGACCCUGGUGCUGGUGGUGCAGCCGGGCAGGGUGCUGCUGGGGAUGAAGAAGAGGGGCUUCGGGGCGGGCAAGUGGAACGGGUUUGGAGGCAAAGUUCAACCUGGAGAGAGCAUUGAGGAAGCUGCCAGAAGAGAACUGCAGGAGGAGAGUGGUUUGACAGUAGAUGCUCUGGAGAAAAUUGGAAAUAUCAAGUUUGAAUUUGUGGGAGAAACACAGCUACUGGACGUGCACGUGUUCAGAGCCGACACCUACAAUGGAGAACCAACAGAAUCAGAGGAGAUGAGGCCCCAGUGGUUUCAAAUGGACCAAAUCCCCUUUAGUCAGAUGUGGGCCGAUGACAUCCUGUGGUUUCCUAUGAUGCUGCAGAAGAAGAAGUUUGUGGGGUACUUUAAAUUUAAGGGCCAUGAAGAGAUCCUGAGCCACACACUGGAGGAGGUCAAAGAGCUCAAAUGAACUGAGAGAACAGACUAUGAGGAAAUGUAGACUCAAUUCAUGGUACUGUUUGAUACUGUUACUGUAACCGCUUUUGUAUUGUACAUUUUCAUUCUCUCCUCAAUCACACUACUGUAAUCACAACUCCUCUGGGACAGACAGGCUGAAACAUGGCAGCCAUGUGUACUACAUAAUCAAUCAUAUAAAAAUAAUACUUGGGAUAAGUUUGGCAAAUUGAGUUUCAGAGGGGUUAAAACCAGGCGAGUGGACACUUGUUCAUUGCACCACUGUGGUUUCAAAGGUCGGCCUGUCACGAUAAAAUAUGUUUAAGUUUGAAGUGUAGACGAUAACAGAUAAUACUGAAAUGAAUUUAUGCCAUUGACACAAUAACUCAAGAGCAGUUUUAAACCACAAAAACUAUUCUAAAUGUGCAAUAUUUUUAAUAAAGCAUGAGCUGCCAUAAAUAAACAGCAGAAUGACACACAGUACUUGGUUUGCAUCUGUAAUGAGUCAUACAAGUUAUUAAUUCAACCUUUUACAUCUUAAAUCUGAUCAUAUAACCAAAAAAUAAAAUUUCCCAGUAGUGCAAAGAUAAUGUAAACCCAAAAAUCACUGACUGCCAAAAAGUCAAUAUAGUAUUUAUCGUGACACGUCUACUCAAAGGUGUGCAUGUAAAUGUGUUAGAAAAGUUCCUUGUAUGAAAAACCAUGGUGCACAACGAUAUUAGGUUCAAUGAUUUUAAUCAUUUAUUAAAAACUGAGAAAAUGCGUUUGGCAAGAGGUUUAAAUACACAGUAUUUACAUUAUGUACACUGAAAUGUUUUAUAAAUUGUUCUGUUAAAAAAUUCCAGCAUAUUUACCAAAGUGUGAAUUACUUUUAUAUUUCUUCAUUUGAAUUCCCACUACAUGCAUACAGAUAUGAUUUGUUUUAAAAUACAAACUGUUCUUACUCUUA
Messenger RNA from Boleophthalmus pectinirostris (great blue-spotted mudskipper), 1616 nucleotides. It is a transcript of the gene nudt1, whose product is annotated as nudix (nucleoside diphosphate linked moiety X)-type motif 1. Gene Ontology annotation, biological process: DNA protection. Gene Ontology annotation, molecular function: 8-oxo-7,8-dihydroguanosine triphosphate pyrophosphatase activity. The record is from RefSeq and is a predicted model, not a curated record. The transcript has 3 exons. Lineage: Eukaryota; Metazoa; Chordata; Actinopteri; Gobiiformes; Gobiidae. Bases 210 to 683 code for a protein of 157 amino acids.